CGCUCUUAAUUUUUAUUUAUGUGGUGCACCCGCUUAUCUGUUGUUUAUCGAACAAAUAAUCUAUUCUCCUCAGCCUUUUAUUUCCGUAAUUUCUAUUCUCUAACCAAUUGAAUAAGCAGUAAUGGAAAACGGGCAUGUUCAGCAUCUCGAUUGCCCCGCGUCCACCAUUACGCCUGUUCCAGGCUGCCUACCUUCUCUCUCCUUUCUAUCGCCAGUCACAUCGCCAUGUCAUCCUUAGAUUCACAAGCACUUUCGCGAAAAGAGCGGCUCGCGCAACUGCGGAACUUGAAGCGCAAGAGAGAGGGAGAAGAGCAGAAGGUGGAUGGGGAGGAGGAUACGGUGGUGCGAGGAGAUGAGAAAGAUGGGGGAGAAGUUGGUGAUACUGCUAGCAUAUUAUCAAGACGAAACUACGAUCCAGAGGCGCGGGCUCCAAAGCAAGGAUUUUUCGAGCCGCCGACGAUGACAGAACCGACCGUCGAAGAAGAAGCAAAACGGAUCGAGCGCGAAGGUCUCGGCGAACACAGCAGCGAAGAAAAACCAGAAGCCAACUCCGACGAUAACAACAACUCUGAAGGAGAAGAAGGAGAAGAAAGCACAGCAGCACAAUCCGAACUCGACGUAAGCAGUCUCCGUCCCCGCGCAGCAAACUGGGAUAUCAAGCGCCAGAUCGCGAGCAAGCUCGAGAUCCUCCAGCGACAAACCGACGUGGCGAUCAACAGAAUCGUCAGAGAACGCGUCCGCAGCGCGUCCCCCGGCGCGAGCGCGAUUCCCGCCGGCGUCGAUUUGAAUAAGGCGAUGGAUAAAAUCGAGGCUGGCUCUGCGCAGUGAUUAUUUUUUGGUUUCUGUUUUGCAGGGUUUGUUUGUUUCUCGGGUGUAUGGCUACAUAAUUGGAGCUUUGUAUAUAUAAAGCUGUUGUAUAAUAGGGUAUAUAAACACCGUUUCUGUCUAAAUCAACCAAAUAUCUUCAG
This is a messenger RNA of Myxozyma melibiosi, 968 nucleotides long. Its product is annotated as mRNA splicing factor. The transcript has 3 exons. NCBI's taxonomy places the organism in Eukaryota, Fungi, Ascomycota, Lipomycetes, Lipomycetales, Lipomycetaceae. The record is from RefSeq and is a predicted model, not a curated record. Gene Ontology annotation, cellular component: U2-type spliceosomal complex; post-mRNA release spliceosomal complex. The coding region runs from base 226 to 828 and encodes 200 amino acids.